Molecule: messenger RNA, 753 nt
Organism: Baudoinia panamericana UAMH 10762
Lineage: Eukaryota; Fungi; Ascomycota; Dothideomycetes; Mycosphaerellales; Teratosphaeriaceae
Exons: 3
Coding region: 39-470 (143 amino acids)
Source: RefSeq, a predicted model, not a curated record
CUUCAACCGCGCCUUCUCCAGUCUAUCGGCAGUCCAACAUGGCACGCUUCUUUAUCCUACUGUUCCCUCUCGUAGCGCUCAUCACGAUGGUGUACUCUCUCCCGGUUGAUGGGACGAGAUUACAGCGCCGUGGUAAUUUUUCGUACUGGCACUUUAACAUCGCUGUGCAGCCCUACACGGCUAGGGAUUGCAGUUCAGGCGCUCUGUGGCCUUCGCCACAGGAAGGGCCCGCCCACAUCCUGAAACAUGGCCACUGCGGUACCUACCCUCCAUUCCAGGGGUUUCGUUAUGGAUGGAGCCAGCACAAGAAGGAUGGAGAAGACUUGGAAGGAUACGGCAAUUGUGUUCUAUCUUCAUAUGCAGCAUCCGACUGCUCAGGGGAGCCCCUAGCAGUGCUGAGACAGUCAGGCGAACCGAGAUCCCGAGACGAUGACCCUGUGCAAAGGCGCAUGGUACGAAGGUGGGAGUGAUACCCCUGAAUCAGGCUACGAUUGAGCCAGUAGCUCUUGCUGAUUUACAAUAGGCGACGUGGCACGAUCCCUGAGAGUCGCCUGUGCAUAGCAGGGCGGUUGAGAGGGCUAGGCAAUCAUAGACACAUACUCCUUGGAGUGACCGGGGACCGGAAAGCCAAGCAAUGCGGACUACCAUGUCCAUCUCCAAGAACUAGCUCUAUCCGUACCAUGGCCAUGGCAGCAGCAAGUGUAUGUACUGAUUUAAUGGGAAUGUUGACCAGACGCCCCAUGAUAGGGAAGC